Messenger RNA from Ziziphus jujuba (common jujube), 2346 nucleotides. Its product is annotated as malate synthase. Gene Ontology annotation, biological process: glyoxylate cycle. The transcript has 4 exons. The record is from RefSeq and is a predicted model, not a curated record. Gene Ontology annotation, molecular function: malate synthase activity. Lineage: Eukaryota; Viridiplantae; Streptophyta; Magnoliopsida; Rosales; Rhamnaceae. Bases 351 to 2096 code for a protein of 581 amino acids. Gene Ontology annotation, cellular component: cytoplasm.
CCAUAUCCUAAACUAUUUUUCAAGUCCCGAGACAUAGAAGGCACAAUAUUCAAAAACCAACUCCCCCUUAUCUUCCUCCAAUUCAUAAACAUGAUCUUCAUUGUUGCGUCACCUUUACGCACAUAAAGCCAUGCAUGUUGCACCGUUUACACAUGGUGUGGUAUUGGCAUAGGUAUAGCCCCAUGACGAUAACGCCCUGCGUGCAUAUCCCCUCUUGCUUUUCUUCUUCUUCUUCUGUUUUCCUCGAUUGAUAUAUAAAUAUAUUCCUCCAGCAAGUUAAAUUUACUUAUUAGAAGAUUGAAGAGAUACCCCGGCCCACUAGGUAGAAUCUCUAAAGAAAUUAACCAAAAAUGAUGCGCCUAACAUACGAUAAUAAUUACCCUGCAGCUGUAAGCAAGAAGAAGAGUACCUGUAAUGGUGCAGCACUGGCGUAUGAUGUUCCUCAAGGAGUGGAAAUUCGGGGACGAUACGAUGAAGAAUUCGCCAACAAUAUUCUUACGAAGGAGGCCUUGCAGUUCGUGGCAGAGUUGCAGAGGGAAUUCAGGAAUCAUGUCAAGUAUGCUAUGGAGUGUAGGAAGGAAGCAAAAAGGAGGUACAAUGAGGGGGCAGUGCCCGGGUUUGACCCGGCUACAAGGUUUAUCAGGGAGGCUGACUGGGUGUGUGCUGCUGUCCCACCUGCCGUUGCUGAUAGGAAGGUCGAGAUUACUGGUCCUGUGGAGCGCAAGAUGAUUAUUAACGCACUCAACUCUGGAGCCAAAGUUUUUAUGGCUGAUUUUGAAGAUGCACUUUCCCCUAGUUGGGACAACCUUAUGAGAGGACAAGUUAAUCUGAAGGAAGCUGUAGAUGGAAGUAUAAGCUUCCAUGACAAGGCCAGAAACAGGGUUUACAAGCUGAAUGACCAAACUGCUAAGCUUUUUGUCCGUCCAAGAGGUUGGCAUCUACCCGAGGCUCAUAUAGUGAUUGAUGGUGAACCUGCAAUCGGUUGCUUUGUGGACUUUGGCCUUUAUUUUUACCACAGCUAUGCUACUUUCCGUGGGACACAGGGUCAAGGCUUUGGUCCUUUCUUCUAUCUUCCCAAGAUGGAGCAUUCAAGGGAAGCUAAAAUAUGGAACAGUGUGUUUGAGAGGGCAGAGAAGAUGGCAGGAAUAGAGAAAGGAAGCAUCAGGGCAACGGUUCUGAUAGAAACACUACCAGCAGUGUUUCAGAUGGAUGAAAUCCUUUAUGAGCUGAGAGACCACUCGGUUGGGCUCAACUGUGGAAGAUGGGAUUACAUAUUCAGCUACGUCAAGACCUUCCAAGCCCACCCAGAUCGUCUCUUACCAGACAGGGUUCAGGUUGGCAUGGCUCAGCACUUCAUGAAAAGUUAUGCGGGUCGCCUCAUCUGGACUUGUCAUAGGCGCGGCGUGCAUGCCAUGGGAGGCAUGGCAGCUCAAAUUCCUAUCAAAGACGACCCAGUGGCAAACGAGGCAGCAAUCGAUCUGGUGCGCAAGGACAAGCUGAGAGAGGUGAGAGCAGGGCAUGACGGAACAUGGGCAGCUCACCCGGGGCUCAUCCCAACCUGCAUCGACGUCUUCACCAAUCACUUGGGAAACUCCCCAAAUCAGAUCCAAGCCGCCAACAGACUAGACGCCGCAAACUUAACGGAAGAGGACCUGUUGCAGAGGCCCAGAGGGGUUCGCACCAUGGAAGGCCUGCGCCUCAAUACCCGGGUGGGAAUCCAGUAUUUGGCGGCCUGGCUCGGCGGAGCAGGUUCCGUCCCCCUCUACAACCUGAUGGAAGACGCAGCUACGGCCGAGAUCAGCAGAGUUCAGAACUGGCAGUGGAUCAAGUACGGAGCGGAGCUUGAUGGAGAUGGGGUCGGCGUGAGAGUGAGCAUGGAACUGUUUGGGAGAGUGGUGGAGGAAGAGAUGGCCAGGAUUCGAACAGAGGUUGGCAAGGACAAGUUCAACAGGGGAUUGUACAAGGAGGCUUGCAGCAUCUUCACCCGCCAAUGCACUGCUCCUGUUCUUGAUGAUUUUCUCACCCUCGAUGCCUAUAAUCAUAUUGUGGUGCACCAUCCUCAUCCCCAUCCCCAGGGAUUAUCCAGCAGGAUUUGAUAAUAUUCAAUUUUCAUAUCGUCAUCCUAGAAAAACACUUUCAUUCCUUCCCCACCACCCCCUGCUUCUUCGCUCUAUUCACUCCGGCUGAUCAGUUCUGUGCCUUCUAUGUUUUGAAUUAUUAAUCAUUACUGCUACUCCCCACUACUACCUUUUUUUUUUUUUUUUUUUUUUGUUGUUGCUUGAACCCACUACUACCUUUAAUUAUAAUAAAGUUGGAAAAAUAAUGAUACUCCGUUUUCAUUUUCAA